AUGGCAGACACGAUAGACGAAAGCUUAAUCAAAAGGGAAGAAAUUGUACAUCUGCCACAGAAUCCCCCGCCAUCUGAGCGACCAACUCUGUAUGGAUUCCCUGGUAAAACUAAAAGCACGGUGUGGAGGGACUUCGGAUUUUAUAUGGGAGAUGACGGCCAUCUCGAUAAAUCGCAUGCUGUUUGCCGCCAUUGUCUGACAGCCGUGCGAUAUUCUGGAAAUACCACAAAUCUACAUACUCAUCUCGCCCGUCACGGUCAUGGCAGAAGUAAACAGCCUCGACCUUUGUCAGAAGUGGGACUUGCAUCGUCACCGAUAGUGCAUAUGAUGGCUAAAUCUUUGUCGAUUCCUUCAGAGGGCGAGAAUGUCGUUACCAGUGCACAGAAGGAUGUUUUCCAGCCUAUGAUGUCCGACAUUUUUGCAAACACCCAGCGGACUUCGAUUUCCUUGAACACGAUGAUUGCCGAGUACCUGAUAGAGAGCAUGGAGAUACCAGACGCUGUGGAAAAUUCUACAUUUGUAAACAUGAUGUCAGUAGCCGAUCCGACAUUUGAACGCGAAAAUUGCCAUCGAUUUUGCGAUUCUUUUAUCUCACAGCACUAUGAAAUUAUAAACCACUCUUUAUCUGACGUUUUGAAAAACUGUGAAGCUGUUGCCAUUUCGUAUGAUAAAUGGAUGUCGACUUCGCGGGAAUAUUACGUCACAUACAGCGUACACAUAGUCGGUGGCACCUGGGAUCUGGAAACAUAUAAUCUAGCUACAAAUCCCGAGUGCGUCAACGUUAAAAAUGAUUUGAAAAAAAUGCAGAACAAAUGGGAUAUUCAAGAACCUUUGACCGUAGUUACUUCUGGCGACUUUGAUCAGUCUUGUAGUCCGGGGGUCCAGAGAAUUCAUUGCUUGGCUGAGGCUAUCAACAAGGCGGCCCGAGCUGGAUUGGAGUUGAAGAAUGUCAAAGACGUUAUAAAGAACGUCUGUCGUGCUCAAGAAGAGUUGGUGAAAAAUUUCAGUGAAGACAAACACAAUCCAUCAAGUUCAUUACAGACCGAGAAUUUAGAUCGUCAAAACUGGUUGUUCACCUUCGAUAUUCUGACGAAAUUGAUGGAGCAGAAAGAGCUUAUUACAUUGAUGGAUAAGGUUGACGAUAUUGACUGUGCUUCUCUCUGCAAACAACUUGAGGACAUGUGCACCGUGCUAAGACCUCUCAAGUCGGCUGUUGACCUCAUGUGCUCCCAGACACCUAUCACGGCUUCUAUGAUUUUACCAAUUAUCAAAAAACUACAGGUGUCACUCUCUCCAGAAAAAAGCGAUUCGAAGCCUGUCAAGCACUUAAAAGAAACGAUCUGGAAAACUCUUUAUUCAAGUUAUUCAGACCCCAGUGUUAGAAAAUUUCUUCUAGUUGCAAGUUUCCUGGAUCCAAGAUACAAAGAUCUCCUCUUCGUGGAGUCGGAAGAACGGGCACUUGCCCGUGACGUUUUGUCUGUGGUGGCGACGGAGCUGUACCGUCGGGGGACGGAUGCCCCUGUCCAAGAAGAAACUGUCGUCCGAAGUGAAGAAGAUGGGACCUCGUACUCCGUUAUUCUUGUCGACAACGCAAAAGACAGCGAACCUAAACUAAAGAAACUAAAAAGUGAGGAAGAAAAUGACUCGAACACCCCUUCAAAGUCAGACGAUUGGCUAGCAGACGUUGUGGGCACUAAGACAUCAACCAAUGACGUCACGAAGGAAGAAAGUGUCAUGGCAGAAAUUGAUCAGUAUUCCACCAUGGAACAAAGGACCACUUCGCCAUUUCUGUGGUGGAACAACCGACAAUUAAUAUUCACCACUUUGUCACGUGUGGCUAAAUCGUACCUCUGUGUGCCAGCCACCUCAAGUCCGCCAGACCGGAUGUAUGAGCGCGGCCAUCAUAAAUACGUCUCGCAAAGGAGGCUGCUACCAAAAGGAUAUGUAGACAAACUUAUUUUCCUACAUGACAAUUAUUUCAAGUUGAAAAAUUGA
Messenger RNA from Saccostrea cuccullata (small rock oyster), 1995 nucleotides. RefSeq names its product E3 SUMO-protein ligase ZBED1-like. NCBI's taxonomy places the organism in Eukaryota, Metazoa, Mollusca, Bivalvia, Ostreida, Ostreidae. Gene Ontology annotation, molecular function: protein dimerization activity; DNA binding. Gene Ontology annotation, biological process: regulation of transcription by RNA polymerase II. The coding region runs from base 1 to 1995 and encodes 664 amino acids. The record is from RefSeq and is a predicted model, not a curated record. The transcript has a single exon. Gene Ontology annotation, cellular component: nucleus.